AUGAUUUGCAAACCAUCAACUUUCCAGCUUCAAUCGCUUAUUAUUGAUGCCUUCCAUGAUAAAGGAUUUCAGAAAAUAAAAGACUAUUUUCAAGAGGGAGCAAGCCACAGUCCUCAAAAAUACAAUCAUCUUGCAUUCUACCACCUUCAUAGAUCAAUAACUAAGGAACUGGAUAAAAAGGAAUUUCAGUAUGUUUCGCUGUUGCUGAAAUGUAUUCAGCGAUUCUGCAUUGAUGGUGUCAAAGAAGAUGAGCCUUUGCUAAUUCAGCAGGGACUGAUCCCAAAGAUGGUUUCCUGGUUUGAAAGAACAAUAGAAUUUCUGACCAUGGCAGAUCCAGUGUCUGACCCAUCCCUGAUUAAUGUGAUAGAAGACUUCUUUGACACAGCCUUGGUUAUUUCCAGAAGUAGUAGGAAAGGAAAAAUUCAGAUGCUGAGUUCCUUCAUAUUUACCUUAGGAUUUCUGGUGACAGAAAAGACUGUGAGUCAUUUGAUUCAACGGGAGGCUCUGAAGACUUUGAACUCCAUUUUGCAUGCUGUGCCUCGGGAAGAGAGAAAACAACUCCCCUUGUUGGAAGGCCCAUGUCGUCUUAUGAAAGACCUUGCAAGGACAAUCUUGACUGUGGGUGAUUAUGACCAGCAGGUUGCUCUUUCUGAAGCAUUGUGUAGACUGACCUUGAAAAAAUCCAGGGGGGACCUUGUCCAUCAGUGGUUUGAAGAUGACAUCAUUGCUGAAGCUUUCAAAGAAAUUAAGGAUCGAGAAUUUGAGACGGAUAGUAGACGAUUUCUCAAUCACCUAAACGACAGACUUGGUGAUGAAAGAAGGGUCUAUUCCUUCCCGUGUAUUGCUGCUUUUGCUGAUGAGCAUGAGAUGAGAAAACCAAACGAUGAAAAACUAGAGAAAUUUUGGAUUGAUUUCAACCUCGGAAGUCAGAGUGUAACUUUUUAUAUAGACAAUACUAAGAGUGCUCUGUGGGACUCAGUAAGAAUUUUGAAGGAAGCAGUGAUUAAUUUCAGCAUAAUAGAAACUGGAAAUGUGAAGAUGCUUAUCAUUUACCUGAAGAAGCCUUUGAAUAUCAGCAACAAAGAAGUGAUGAAAAUAGAAAUCCAUUUUGAUUUGCAAUUCAACAUCUCACAAGCUUCUAUCAAAGCUUUAGGAGAAGACAAACAGAUGUUGCCUGACGAGAAAAGAAGCUCCUCCGAACUUUCUGGUAAAUUUGAGAAAGCAGACACUGACAUUCCUAGCAGUCAUGAAAGAGAGACAGACCAGACAGAAGAAUCCACUAAGCUGGCAGAGGUAAUGAGUGCUGGAGAUGACCACUGCCCAACAGCUCUCCCCGUAAAUGAUCAGUCUAAUGAGCCUGUCCAAGCAAAUACAGGAGAUAGUUCACCUGAAAAAUUGAAACCGGAUGAUGUGCAACAAGGUCUUACUUCAAAAUAUGAAUCUUCAGAUUUACAAGAACCAUCAGUAAAAAUUCAGGAUCCUAAAUUAAAUGACAAAUCUAGGGCAGAUUCUGCUUCCGAGGCGGAGAGAAAGCCAGAAACAAGGAUGUCGUUUAAUUACAGGAAACACCUCUUCUCAGAGAGUGAUCAGGAUUCGAGUACUGGGACCAGUGAACUAUCUUGGACCGGUAACCAAAAAAGGAAAUCCCUAAGACCGUAUUCCGGGAGAAAAAAGACGAGAAUUAGAAGUAGUGUGAGAAUUUUGCCAUUUUCCCCUCCCAGCAGCGGCAGUGACCAUGAGAAGGACGAAGCUAAACUUCUAAUACCGCUAUGGAAAGAUACCUCCAACCAAAAUAAUUCCAUACCUCCAAAAAUUUCUGGAACAAAAUUUCAGAGUGGUUCUGCCCUUUUAACUCCUGAAGAUUCUGCCCAGAAAGCAGAACUUCAAAGUCCCCACCCACUGAGCGAUCUGUCUUCCUUGGAGCACUCAGAAGUUGAAGAAAAUGUAUCUAAGACGGUGGACCAAGAAUCGUUGACGAAAAGUACUGGGUUCAAACAUAAGCUGCAAAACUUGGAAGACAGAGACCUAUCAGGAGGCAGUUUCGCUAAGUCCAAACAAUCAAAACUGGAAGAAGGCGAUGCUCCGGAAUCCCCCUCCUCGGUGAUGGAAGAAACGGGCUUAGCAGAAGGCGUUUCCACUCCGUCCCCAGCAGUUGCGCCGGAGAACUCAGACGGUUCUGCUAUUAUCGCAACCCUCGAAACCUUCACUAGAGACCUGAGAAGAAAAACUGAGCUUAGGUACAAAGGGAGUCUGCUUGAUUCAAAAAAUGCAAAGCAAGCACCAGAUUGCCUAAUCCAACUUUUAAACCAGAUACACCAAUGCAGACUGAAUAAACUAGAGAAGUUUCACAGUUUUGUCCUUCAAGAGCUGAGCAAUCUUGAGAAGGAUAUUCAGGCUCUGAAACACCUUGAGAAGGAUGCCCUGGAAUUUUGGGGGAAACAAUCUGAUGCCCUGAAAUCAUUCUGUGAUCUGCAAGUGCUGAGGUAUUUUUUCAAAGUAUUCCUUCUAGAAGUAUCUUAAUUGAAGA
Molecule: messenger RNA, 2527 nt
Organism: Leopardus geoffroyi (Geoffroy's cat)
Lineage: Eukaryota; Metazoa; Chordata; Mammalia; Carnivora; Felidae
Gene: SYCP2L
Product: synaptonemal complex protein 2 like
Exons: 28
Coding region: 1-2520 (839 amino acids)
Source: RefSeq, a predicted model, not a curated record